AUGUCUUACAUGACCUUCCUUGUGUUGCUGUUUGCGACCACUAUCGCCGAAAACAACGCAGCAGCUGAUUGUACAGCGCUACAUACAGACAAAAAAGAUGUUUUGAAGUGUCUGAAAGUAGCUGAGCUAGCGCAGCAGCAAAGAGGACCUCCGCCCUCUAUACUUGAAUGGAUAAUAGUUUUAUGGAUUGUAGGCAUGACAUGGAGAGAGAUUAAGGAACUCUGGAGUGGUGGCAUUGCUGCAUAUUUACGCGAUCCUUAUAAUUUCAUAGAUUGGAGUCAGUUGGCAUUAUAUUGGGCUGUUAUAGCACUGCGGAUUGUCGCAUAUCUACAGGUAAAUGAUUAUAUACCAAACUUUGCUACUGCUGAUGGAAGCAUAAUUUCAGUGAGUAAACGGCAGACGACAGAUGAUUUUGUCAGACAACAACACAAUGGAACCCGUGUCUUUACAGAAGAACAGAUCGCAUCUAUAGCCAGCGAUAUUAUUAGGAAUCUCUCUUCAGAAAUGCAGAUAUCACACGAAAGACUUGAAGAGUCUAUUAUAACAUUGGGCAAUGCCAUAGGGCAAAUCAUAACACCAGAGACACUGUCGAAUGUCACAACGACACAGGACAAUGACAUAGAUUUCGAGUUCUCAUUUCUUGACGACUGGUAUGAUGAGAUAUGGUGGCAGGAAGAUUCCUUCUUCCAUGAAUUCCAAGAUGAUCUAUCCUACAUUAUCCCACGUUCUCAGUGGAAUCAGUGGGACCCAACUCUAAUUGCUAAUUGUAUUUUUGCAGUUGCUAAUGUUCUCAGCGUUCUGCGCAUCCUCAGACUUACCGUUAUCAGUCAGAAGAUCGGACCCAUGCAAAUCACACUUCAGAAGAUUGUUUUGGAUAUCUUUAAAUUUUUGUUUAUAUUUUUUUGUGCUUGGACGGCUUUUUCUCUUGGUUUGACACAGAUAUAUUGGUCGUACAAUGCCGAGGCAGAAGUGCAAUGUUAUCAAACACCGAAUGCGACAGACUGUGACAAACAACCAUUCGGCAGUGUUGUUUCGAGUAUGGCCACUCUGUUUUGGUCUUUAUUUGACCUUACUGAUCUGACAGAUCUGAACGUGAAAGCCGAUCACCAAUCAUCGGAAGGGUUUGGACGAUUUCUCUACGCUAUGUAUAUGAUAAUCGCUGUAAUCGUUUUAUUAAACCUACUUAUUGCUAUUAUGAGUAACACGUAUUCUAAAGUACAGGACAAUGCAGACAUUGAAUGGAAGUUCUAUCGGGCUGAGAUGUGGGUGGGUUACUUCCAGGAAGGCGGUACUCUACCUGUACCAUUCAACAUUAUACCAAGCCCAAAAUCUGCUUUCUAUUUCCUAAAGUCUAUAUUUUGUUGUACACCAUGCAGGAGAAAUCCAAAGAAAACUGUUCAUCAACUUGUAGAACGUUAUUUUGCCAGAAGACAGUAUGUAAACCGACAUCAUGAUUCAAAUCCAUUAACUCUCUCAGAAUUCAAAGAAUUUAGAGAUGAGAUGACGUCAUUCAGGAAGAAUGUACAAGACAUCACAACAGAUGUGAUGAAUCGAAUAUCACAACUCGAAGGCAGUCUUCAGAAGACAGGCAGUGUACCGUUACCAGCGUAUGACGUAUCGAAAGUUAAUGAAGACGGCUACACUAAAUCUCGAUACAAAACGUUGAAGCAGAGAAUGGUCGAGCAAAAAUUACAGAUAAUGGGAGCGGAAUCGACGCCAGAGAACAUCCGCCAUCGAAAUCCAAAAGAUUUGCAUUCGGAAACCACUUCCAUCCAUACCAUAUCCCAUGAUACCAUGGCCAGGUUUUCUCAAGCAGGACAGUUUGGUACCCAACUGGGUAUUAGAAAUCCCAUCUUCAAUGAAGAUGAUAUUGAACUUGAAAUACGACAGUGA
Molecule: messenger RNA, 1893 nt
Organism: Saccoglossus kowalevskii
Lineage: Eukaryota; Metazoa; Hemichordata; Enteropneusta; Harrimaniidae
Product: short transient receptor potential channel 4-like
Source: RefSeq, a predicted model, not a curated record